Aspergillus mulundensis is the source of this 1827-nucleotide messenger RNA. RefSeq names its product ENTH domain protein. Gene Ontology annotation, molecular function: SNARE binding; phosphatidylinositol-4,5-bisphosphate binding; clathrin heavy chain binding. Lineage: Eukaryota; Fungi; Ascomycota; Eurotiomycetes; Eurotiales; Aspergillaceae. The record is from RefSeq and is a predicted model, not a curated record. Gene Ontology annotation, cellular component: clathrin-coated vesicle; clathrin-coated pit. Bases 1 to 1827 code for a protein of 608 amino acids. Gene Ontology annotation, biological process: vesicle budding from membrane; clathrin coat assembly; clathrin-dependent endocytosis. The transcript is spliced from 5 exons.
AUGGCCCAAAACUUUGAGAAGUCGGUUAAAGGGGCCACCAAGGUCAAACUUGCCGCCCCUAAGUCAAAAUACAUCGAACACAUCCUAGUAGCGACGCAUACAGGCGAAGCUGGAGUCGCCGAGAUAUUCCGGACACUGCAUCUUCGGGUUCGCGACACGACAUGGACGAUCGCAUUCAAGGCCCUCAUCGUGAUUCACUUUAUGAUCCGCGAGGGCCAGUUGGACGCCACGCUACAAUACAUGGCGGAGAAUCCAAGGAAAAUCGCCGUCCACGGGUUAUCAGAGGUUCAACCGCAAGGGCGCAAUAUCCGACGAUACUCCCAGUACCUUCUUGCCCGCGCAAAAGCAUUCGAGCAGACAAAGACAGAUUACGUACGGAGCGGACAGGGUCGGAUGAAACGGCUUACCGUUGAAAAGGGUCUGUUGCGAGAAACCGAAGUUGUUCAAAGACAGAUCAAAGAGCUCCUGAGAUGCGAUUUCUUAACCGAUGAAGUCGAAAACGAAAUAAGUUUGACGGCAUUCCGUCUUCUUACAUUGGACCUCUUAACUCUAUACUCGGUCAUGAAUGAGGGAACUAUCAAUGUCCUAGAACAUUACUUUGAAAUGUCGCGCCCCGAUAGCGAACGCGCGCUGGAUAUUUACAAGACUUUCACCGCGCAAACAGAAGAGGUCGUCAAGUUUCUGGGAGUCGCUCGACAUUUCGAAUCAGCGACAAGGCUAGAAAUACCCAAGUUGAAGCACGCGUCCACUGAUCUAACACGUCUCCUUGAGGACGACCUGAACGAUCCGGACUUUAAUCAGCGCCGGAGAGAAUAUCUUGCGCGGAAAGGGAAAGGUGGAAGCAGCAGUGCCUUCGCAGCAGCAUCGACGACUGGUGAUAAGCCCGCCAGCAACGCGAACCCUACGCCUCCUCGACCAAAGACGGAGCCCAGCCCCCAACCGAGGGCGGCACCAUCGAACCUUAUAGACUUCUUCGACUCCAUUGAGCCGGCUCAGCCAGCUCAAUUCCAGCAACAACCGCAGCAGCCACAAGGCAUGCAGUUUCAACAGACUGGCUUUCCUGGACAACAGCCCUCAUUCUACCCACAACAGACAGGGUUCCAGCAACAACCCCAGCCCGCCGAGUUCGGUCAGCAACCUACUGGAUUCGGGCAGCAGGCACCAUUUGGAGGACCAUUUACAGCACAGAAUAUUGGCCAGUUUGGUCAACAGCAAGUGCCUGCGCCCCUUCAAUCGACCCCAACUGGUGCCGGAUUUGGUGGCUAUACACCGCAAGCUCAGGCUCAAGGAUUCCAAUCGCAACUUCCACCAAUCCCGCAGAACAAUGUCGCGGCAUUUCCGCAGCAGCAGCCGUCACCGGCUACCCUUCAACCGCAGACAACUAAUCCCUUCAGGCAAUCAAUGCUGAUGAACACCCAGACGGGUUCGAGUGUACCACCAUCGCCCAUGAACCGCCAGAACACAAAUCCCUUUGCGAAGCGGCUAUCCACUGCCAACCCAUCUUUUACCCCUAGCCCUCCCGAGCCGUUUCCCCAGGCUCUUCAACAGUCUCAGCCACCCCAGCAGCCAGCGGCUCUUCAGCCCCAGCGGACGGGGACGAAUCCUUUCGCUCGAAGCUCAUCUGUCCCACCGCAGCAAUCUCAGGGAUUGCAGCCUUCUGCCGCGACCCUUCGGCCUACGCCUACAGGGAGUACAAAUCCGUUCCGACAGAGCGCGCUUGUACAACAAGGUCAAGGGUGGCAGACAACCAACGGACAACAGGGCACUAUGGGCGGAUUGGAGCAGUUGGAUACGAUCUCUGUGUUUCCACGCCCUGGAUUUUCGUGA